CCCCCCUUCUCGCCUCUCAGCCCGCCCGCCUGACAACCCAAGGCUGCGUCGCUCAGAACCUCGUGGGCUAGAGAGUGCGGAACUCUCCUGCGCUUCCCGCGCGCCCACGAGGGCAGCAUGGCGUCGCUCGACAAGCUGGCCAUUCGUGGCAUCCGCUCCUUCGACGACAAGGGCAUCAACAUCAUUCAGUUCUACAAUCCGCUCACCGUCAUCGUCGGCUACAACGGCAGCGGCAAGACGACGAUCAUCGAGUGUCUCAAGUAUGCGACGACUGGCGACCUGCCGCCCAACACCAAGGGCGGCGCCUUUGUGCACGACCCGACUAUGGCCGCGACCAACGAGGUCAAGGCGCAGGUGCGCCUGCGCUUCUACAACACGAACCACGUGCGCAUCAACUGCGUGCGCAACCUGCAGGUCUCGAAGAAGAAGACGACGGGCCUCACGAUGAAGACGCUGGAGAGCCUGCUGCAGGUCGACGAUGAGAACAAGAAGAACAAGCGCACCGUGCUGUCGACCAAGUGCGCGGACCUCGACACGGAGAUCCCGCGCCUGCUCGGCGUGUCCAAGGCGAUCCUCGACAACGUCAUCUUCUGCCACCAGGAGGAGUCGAACUGGCCGCUCUCCGAGCCGGCGACGCUGAAGAAGAAGUUUGACGACAUCUUCGAGGCGACGCGGUACACAAAGGCGCUGGACAACAUCAAGUCGCUGCGCAAGGAGCAGGCCGUCGAGCUCAAGGUGCAGCGGGCCGAGCUCGAGGGGCUCAAGACGGACAAGGAGCGCGCUGAUGCGAUCAAGGACAAGAAGCGCCGUCUCGAGAGCAGCCUGGCGGAGAAGGAGUCGCACCUCGACGACCUCAACGAGACGAUCGAGAAGCUGACCAACGACAACAAGGACUUCUACAACAAGGCCGUGCAGUUCCGCGAGACGGUUGCGCGUGCAGAGGCCAUGGAGGAGAAGAUCAAGCUCUUCACGGAGAACAUGGAGGAGUUGCGCUCGACAAUGACGCCGAUCGACGAGCCCGAGGCGGAGCUGCAGAAGCGCAAGGAGCGCUUCGGCGAGCACCUCGACCAGCAGCGCCGACGCAAGGCAGAGCUCAACCGCAAGAUCGAGGACAAGAAGGACGAGGUGGCACGUCUCGAGGCGCUGCGCGGCCGCAGGAUCGGCGAGAAGGGCGGCCUGGAGAAUGACCGCAAGCACCACCACCAGGCAGUCGAGGCGCGCGAGGCCGAGAUUCGCAGCAUGAGCGGCGAGCUCGGCAUCAAGGGCUUCGACACGGGAGGCCUCUCCGACGCGCAGAUCGCCGACUUCGAGACGCGCGUGGGCGACAAUGCGCGCCGCGUCGCGAGCGAGCUCCAGGCGCUGAGGAGUGACGGAGCGAAGAAGGACGCCGAGAUGACGGCCCAGUGGCAGGAGCUGCGCAGCGAACUGCGAUCCAAGCAGACGGAGCGCGAGAAUGCGGGAGACGCCAUGCGCAAGCUCCGCGACCGCAUCAUGCGUGCGCAAGACGACCUCGACGGCGUUGCGGUCACCUCGGCAGACGUCGAGGCUGCCACGAAGGACUGGGAUGACGCAAAGGCCAAGCUGAGUGCCCUCAAGGCAGAGACCACGCGCGCCGACGUCGACGGGCGCAUGCGCGAGAAGAACAAGGAGAUCCGCGACCUGGACCAGACUCGCGAGGACCUCACCGUCGAGCUGAACAGCCUCAACCGGCAUGCCGACUUUCGUGCGCGUCUCGACGUCAAGAAGGGGGAGCGCAGCGCCAAGGAGCAGGAGAUCCAGAGCCUCCUGCAGUGCCACGGCGCUGCGAUCGAGCAGCACACGGGCCGCGCGCCGGUCGCUCUGCGCCUCGAGAACGACAUCAACCUCGUUGUGGCGUCCAAGGAAGGCGAGCUCAGCAGCCUGGAGCGCAGCGACGCGGCGGCGAGCAAGGAUCUACAGCGCAUCGAGUCGAGCCUGUCGUUUGCGCGCGCCACGCUGCGAGACAUGAAGGCUCGCGCCGACGCCAUCGAGCAGGAGAUCCGCGUAGCCUUGGCGGACGGCGAGUUUGCCGAUCUGCCUACGGCAGUGCGCGAGUGCGAGAGGGAGUCGCAGUACCUUGCAGAAGUGAUCAGUGGCGCCGGCCAUGCGGCCGAGUUCUUCAAGCGUGUCAAGACCGCGGCGCAGACGCGGCACUCGUGCCUCGCCUGCAACCGCGGCAUCAGCGACGAGGAGCUGCCCGGCAUCACCACCUGGAUCGAGGCGCAGAUCCGCAAGACGACGCCCAGCUCGCUGGAGGAGAGCGCGCGCGAGCUCCAGGACUGGAAAGCGCAGCUCGCAGAGUUCCAGGGCCUCGUGCCCAAGCAAGCCACGCUGGACGCACUGCGGCAGACGGACGUGCCGGCAGAGGAGCGCAAGGUCAAGAAGGAGGAAGAGAGGCUCGCCGCGGCCACCGGGGCGGCUGAACGAUCGUCUGCCGCCGUCGAGGCUCUGCGCGCCGAGCUGCGCGAGAUUGCCAGUCUUAAGAAGGCCGCGUCGGACGUCUCGCGGCUGCUCAAGGAGACGACCGCGCUGUCUCGGGACGUCGAGGGUCUCGAGAACGACCUCCUGAGCACGGGCACGAUGCGGACCAGCGGCGACGUGCAGCAAGAGAUUGACGCGCUCACCGACAAGCUCAAACGUGCCAAGCGCGAGCUGCUCGAUCUGCAGAGCCAGCGCGAGCACCAGCAGACGAAGCUGCAGCAGUACGAGCGCGACAUCCACCAGGCCGAGAUGAGCGUCGCGGCGAAGCGCCAGGAGCACGGCAAGCGCGAGGCGCUGCUCGUGCGCGCGCAGGAGCUCAAGGCGGAGCUGGCCGACGCCCAGAAGGCGGCGCAGACGCUCGACGACGACAUUGCCAAGGCGGGCCCGCCGAUCCGUCGCGCCAAGGAAGCUCUCGACGCGCUCAAGGCCGAUCAGACGGCGCGGGAGCAGGCUCUGCACGCAGAGACGUCACGCAUGUCUGGGCUUGUCAAGCACCUGCGCGACCUCAACGAGCAGGCCGGUCGCUACGUCGCCCAGCGCGGCAACGAGAAGCUGCGCGAGUGCGAGGACGCCAUCGCCGACCUACAGGGCCAGAUGCAGACGGUGCAGAAGAGCAUCACCGCCGUCGAGGUCGAGUCGGCCAAGAUCGAGAAGGACCUCAACGAGAGCAAGGCGACCGAGCGCAACAUCCACGACAAUCUGCGCCACCGCCACCUGCAGGCCGAGGUGCAGCGCAUCCAGGCCGAGCACGAUGGUCUGAAUCUCGACGAGGCGUCGGAGGCGAGCAAGACGUGGAACGCCAAGUACAACCAGUCGAAGAAGAAGGAGAAUGAGCUGAAUGGCGAGGCGGCGCAUCUCGGCGGCGAGAUCAGCUCGCUGCGCUCGCAGAUCACCGGGCGCGAGCAGGAGCUCAAGGAGGACUACAAGAACGUCGAGAAGCGCUACACGGCGAAGCUCAUUGCGUUUAAGACGGGCGAGAUGGCGAACCGCGACCUGGAGCUGUACGGCAAGGCGCUGGACAAUGCCAUCAUGCGCUACCAUGCGAUCAAGAUGGAGGAGAUCAACGAGCAGAUCCGCUACCUCUGGGGCCGCACGUAUCAGGGCACUGACAUCGACACCAUCUCGAUUCGCUCGGACAACGAGGGCAACAAGGCCGGCCGCUCAUACUACUACCGCGUCUGCAUGGUCAAGGACACCGUCGAGAUGGACAUGCGUGGGCGAUGCAGCGCCGGGCAGAAGGUCCUCGCUUCGAUCAUCAUCCGUCUCGCGCUCGCCGACUCAUUCGGCGAGAACUGCGGCAUCCUCGCGCUGGAUGAGCCGACGACCAAUCUCGACAAGGAGAACAUCUUGGCCCUCGCGAAGAGCUUGAACGACGUCAUCCGCGAGCGCCGCAACCAGAGCAACUUCCAGCUCAUCGUCAUUACGCACGACGAGGAGUUUCUCACGAUGCUGGGCCAGAGCGACAGUCUGGAGUACUACUGGCGUUGCUCGCGCAACGCCCAGCAAAAGUCGAUCAUCGAGCGCGAGAGCAUCCAGUGA
Tilletiopsis washingtonensis is the source of this 4038-nucleotide messenger RNA. Its product is annotated as putative RAD50-DNA repair protein. Gene Ontology annotation, cellular component: nucleus; Mre11 complex; condensed nuclear chromosome. The transcript is spliced from 32 exons. Bases 118 to 4038 code for a protein of 1306 amino acids. Gene Ontology annotation, biological process: chromosome organization involved in meiotic cell cycle; telomere maintenance via telomerase; double-strand break repair. Gene Ontology annotation, molecular function: single-stranded telomeric DNA binding; G-quadruplex DNA binding; ATP hydrolysis activity. NCBI's taxonomy places the organism in Eukaryota, Fungi, Basidiomycota, Exobasidiomycetes, Entylomatales. The record is from RefSeq and is a predicted model, not a curated record.